AUGGCGGAGCCGUUAGGAUCUUCCAAAUUCACUGCAUACGAAAACAGUGGAAACAAUGAACUUCAGGAAGAAAAUGGAGAUGAGCAAACAGAAUCCCUGGAGGAAAUGGUUUUAGAUCUAAUCGAUGAAGAGAAUGUGCACGGUAAUGGAUACGAGCGUCGUUCGGAUGAUGAAAACUUUGUUAUUGAAGAUCCAAAAUAUGAUGAUUUCGAAUUAGAAACUCCUCCACACGGUAAAAACAAUCUUUAAUACCGACUUCCAAUUCAGAUACAAAAUUGUCUUCCUUUGUGCCCCCAAACCGCCGUGCAGAUGCUCCGCUAUGCGGGAUUCUAGCAGAUGAACAUCAACAUAUUGAUCCAAGGUAAGACAUUUUCCAAACGAUGUUUGAUUCAUUUUAGAUUGUACUCGGCCGACUUUCGGUUUGACGCCCCUUUAAGAUUUUCCCGCGUUUUUGGCGUGAAUCCGAAAACAUUAUCUCAAAAUCUUAUUUGGUGGCCUUCGAAAACUUUCAAGAAGAAGACAGAACAGCGGCCAGCAAGUCCUUUAUCCUUUCCGAAAAAGAAGGAUUGUGUAAUUGAUCAGACACAGUUGUUGUUGGAUCCGGAGCUUGAAAAGAAAUUGAAUAAGAAGGGUAAAACUGGCGAGGAGGAUGAUGAAACCCCAGCCUGGCGAUUUGGCCCAGCUCAAAUCUGGUACGAUCGCAUGGGAGUACCGGAGAAACCAAAAAAGUUUGAUUACGGGUUUAAGGUGCAAAAGGUAACUUUUACCAUUCGUUAGAAUUUGUUUUUUAGGGAAAUAAAAAACCGUAUAAUCUGUUCGAAAUCCCUGAUGAAAAUCUAUUGCCUGUAAACUUCACUCGUUGGGAGGACGAUAUUAUUAUGGAUAUCUCACAGAAAGGACCAACUGAUUUUAAGAUGGAUCAAGUUCCGAAGUAUGGUUGGGUGUCCACAGUGAAUACCAGAACGCACAAGCUUUAUCGAAGUUGUUGUGAGUUUUUAUUAGUGUUGCAUAUAGUUCUAGGGUCCGACGAAUUUAGCCCGAAGACUUUGGAUGAAUUGCAACAGAAAGUGAAGCCAGAGGUUGAAGAUGUCUUUGGUCCUGAUACUAGUCGGUCAAUGUUUCCGUUGGUUAGCGAGGAGGUAGAGUAUACUGCCUGGGAGAACGAUAUUAUCAUCGAUCCAGAUAAUAUGCCGAUUGUUUUUGGUCCGUCUUUGUAUUCUUCCCUUGAAACUUGACUGAUUUUAGAACCGAAGACACUUACUGUAAUGUAUGAUGAAGAUCCCAUGGUCUACGGAAUGCCAGAAGACGUUCCAUCCGAUGACAGGAAAGAAGACCGUCAUGUGGACAAGAGGGUAACUAGGCAUUUUUUUGAAAUUAUUUCUUUUUAGGAUCAGCAAUUUACAAAGAAGUCCAAAAUGAUAUUGGGACAAGUUCAGAGACGACAAAAACAGGAAGAAGAAGAACAACUGGAAAGCACGAUUGCUCAAAUCGCGGACAAAGACCCGUUCAACAUGAGUAACGACGAUUAUUAUUUUCCGAAGAAUACGCAGAGGUCGAUGAAUGGAGCAAAUAUUCAACAUUCGAUUCCCGCUCAGAACAUUCACCGCGCUUUCUUCCCCACGAAUCUGAAUUCUUUCAAGCUCAGACAUCUACAUCGGAUGCCAGUGAUGAAGAAAGUCAUGCGAGAUAUGCUGAAUCAGCCUUUGCCAGUACAUAAUCUGGUUAGACAUAUCCGGAAAGCAGAUGAACAGCGACGGAAACAGAAGAUGGCCGAAGGUGGUGGGGAUAUCUUUUACAUGAGGACAUUGAACGAUCUCUCUGGAAGGGAUGGAAAGUUGUUGUUAAUCGAGUACUCCGAAGAGCACCCGCCACUUCUUAGCCAGCCUGGUAUGGCCUCGAAGAUACGAAAUUAUUACCGAAGGAAAACUCAAAAAGAAACCGAACCGACUUUGGAGUUUGGAGAAUCCGCGUUUGCAAUGAAUGCCCAAUUUCUGGGUAAUUUGGCACCUGGACAGUGUUUGCAAGCAAUAGAGAACAACAUGUAUAGAGCCCCUAUUUAUCAGCAUCGACCCGCACAUACGGACUUUUUACUUAUUCGAAACAAAUACGGGUUGUUCCUGCGCGAAUGUCCGUCACUAUUUGUGGCCGGACAAGAAUGCCCGUCGUUCGAAGUACCCAGUCCAAACUCCAAAAAGGCUUCUGUGUUUGUCAGAGAUUUCCUUUUGGUAUGUCUCUUGCUUCACAUAGUAUUGCUUUAUAGGCAUUUAUCUACCGGCUGUUUUGGGCCAGUGAUCAACAGCCUCGCCGUUUAAAAAUGGACGACAUUAAGAAUGCAUUCCCCCAUUAUGCCGAAAGUUCAGUCAGGAAGCGGCUGAAACAAUGUUCUGAUUUUAAACGACUUGGAGCUGGAACGGAACAGAAUUAUUGGGUUGUCCGAGACGAUUUUAGGUUGCCCAGCAAAGAGGAAGUUUUAAGCAUGGUUACCCCUGAAAUGUGUUGUGCCCAAUACAGUAUGAUGUCGGCCGAACAAAGAUUGAAAGACGCCGGUUAUGGAGAAAAAUAUUUUUUCACGCCGGAAAACGAUGAUGACUCCGACGAUCAAGUUACUAUUGAAGAUGAGGUUUGUGGCAUUCCGAAUUGAGUACAUUCUUUUUUAUCUUGAUAUUUUAGAUCAAAUGUGCGCCUUGGAAUACGUCACGUGCAUUUAUUGCGGCAACAAAGGGAAAGUGUUUGCUGGAUCAGACCGGAGUUGCUGACCCGACUGGUUGUGGACAAGGGUUUUCUUAUGUUCGAGUCUCAGCCAAACCACAAAAGGAAGAUGUCCCCCAAAUUCCUAAACGCCUUGUCACCGGUACAAAUGCGGAUCUCAGGAAACUCCCUUUGAAAGAGGCUAAGGAAAUUUGUCGGUCCUACGGAGUUAAGGAAGAAGAGAUAAAUUCGUUGUCACGGUGGGAAAUAAUCGACGUUAUCAGGACCCUUUCCACACAAGCAGCAAAGGCACGGUCAGACUUUAGUGGGGCAGGUAGGUGAGGCAAAUCUGAAGAAAGCUUGCGGCGUGCCCAUUUAUACAGAAUGUUUUAAGUAAUUCGGCGGAGCGUUUUCGUCGAUUCGUUGGCGCUCAGCAAAGAUAUCCAAAAAAUUAUUUUUAGAGUAGAAAGAACAAGAUGGACUUUUUUUUUUUGACUAUAAAGAGUUUUUUCCACCGGCGUGGAGUGGCGUAUUCGGAUGAGACUUUUGAUCGCCUUUUGAUCAUCACACCAAUCUUAAACGCUUUAUUAUGACUGAUGGUUGAAAAGAGGAUAUUUGCAUAUGUUUAUGCUUAUCAAGCAUUCGGCGAAGAUAUGGCGGGCGCUUGCCACAUCGGCGAAGUCCAUAACUCAGCUUUUUAAGAAACGGCCCAGCACAAUUCUUAUGGUCUGGCUAACAUUCCCUGCUGGCAUCGUAUGCCCUCCAAAAUUUCGUCGCCAAGCCUCGGCGGACGUUUAGCCGUCGGGCGAACCACUUGGUAUACCAGAAACCAACAAAAAAAAUCGUUUAAAGCUUUCCGCGGAGUUUCUUGAAACACGCUGUAUAGUUGAGAUUAACAAGGUUAUCAUUCCAGACGAUAAGUAGUAGCCGAACUUUUUAUUGCAGGUAUGUCCCGAUUUGCCCGCGGAAACAUGAAGAUCAACUUUGCCGACAUGCAAGACAAGUACAAAAAGUAUUGCCAGAAUGUGUUUGACCUUCAGAACCAAGCUCUCUCCUGUGAAGAUCCGGUGAGUACCGAUGAAGGAUCUGACAAUGAAGACUCGGAUAACGAAGAUAUGGCUAGUCGAUUGGAAAAAAUACUGGACGGAAAUGAAAAAACGGCCUUGCCGAAGACAAUGAGACAUCAGGCGGAGAUGGAAGACGAAGAAAAGGAGAGGUUAGCUCUUCAGAAGUUAAUCAAGGGAACCUCCAACAAGGCAUCAGAAAAGCCUCCGCAGAAACCUGAGGUUAGUCAGACUCAGCCAGGACCUUCUGUUCCUAGAAAACUAAAGAUUUACAGAACUGUUAAAUCCUCAGAGGGAGUUGAAUCGGUAAGCUUUAGUGAUAUUAUUACAUAACAAUUUUAGACUCGGGUUGAGGUUAUUAACAAUCCCCAUGUUAUCGACGCCUAUCUGCGGGUUCGUCACAAUCACGAUUUGGCUUGGAUAAAAGUGUAUGCAGAAAUGGAUGAGCAAUACAAGGAGGUACUUAUUAUAACGCCUUUUUUUCUUUGCCCAUCGGUUGAUGCAAAAAGUUACUUUUAGGAAAGAAGGAAAGAAAAGCGACGGCUGCAGGAUCAGCUUAGAAGAAUUAGGAGGAAUGAACUAAGGCAAAAGAUGCACACUCAGAUUGGUCGACCACCGAAGAAGAAGCCCGAAAAAGAAAAGAAACCUGUCCCAAUAAAGCCAAGUUUGCAAAAGAUGAGAUGCAGUGCAUGUGGAGGGAAUGGCCACAUGAAGACCAAUAAGAACUGCCCUCUUUAUGGGAAGGAUAACAAAGCCGAGAAAACUGUUGGAGACCUCUUGGUAAAAAGUUUUAUUUGACUUUACAGGGUGCGGCAAAAAAUGGAAACUUAUUUUAAUUUUUAUAUUUUUUCUAACAAUUAAAAUUCCGCAAAAGUAACGGUCAUCAUCAGUAACAUAGAGCAUUAUUUAUAACAUAUUGGUCUCAUUUCAGAGUGGCUGCCUUUGGUGGCGAUAUAGAGCUCCAAACGUAACUUAAAAUUUUUGGAAUGAACUCGGGAAAAUCGGGUUCGUUCCUUGUCUUGAUUCGCUUUUGCCUUGUGAGCCUGCGCUGAGUCUAGUUGGAACGCUAAAUUUACAUUUCCAAGGUUCUGCUGAACCAACGGAAGUACGAAGAAAUCGAGAUUAACGCGGCGCUAGAAUUUUGCGGGUUCCUGGGCUUUUUGGGUGGGCACUUUUCGGGGAUGAGUAGGAAAUUGUAAAAUCAGAUGCUACUGAUGACGCAACAUUGUAAAUAAUUUUUAAAAACUUCUUCGUCCGUUUUUGGGGUUUCCGACAAUGGACAAUUCAAAUGUGUACUCGUAGCACUAACGACAAAGAAUUAUCAAGAAUUUAUUUUAGAAUGCGAGCAGUCAAAGUGUGGAUUUGGAAGAUCUGAGUUUGGCCAGCGGAGAACUGUUCGAACUCGAGGGUACCAGACUCAAAGUCUCUACCAAAUUUUUUAAGCAUGCUGAACAGCAAGACAAGAUGCCAUUGAAGUAGGUGUUUUAUAACUAUAAAAAAUGAAUUAUAGACUGCGAAUUCCUCGUCACUUAACCCAAGGUCAGAUGACAAACUCUCCAGAAAAUUUGAAGUCUCUCGAUUUGAUUGAGGAGGAAUCCUUGGCAGGUCCCUCGAGUCGAAUUGAUUUGCCUUCUCCGGCUUCGACUGUGGCUAGCCAGUCCACAAAGAGAAGUAGACGGAAGCUCAAUUUGGAUGACACCGAUUAUUUAAUGGGUCCUCAGAAAUCAGUUCAUAGAAGACGAGCCGAUCCGCGUGUGUCUAUGUCCAGUCUGUUGUUGGAUGUCUUUAAUGAAAUCAAGGGAUUGGAAGGCGUAGACCCAUUGAUGCAACCUGUGAACCCCAAAUUGGUAUGAAAUAUUUUUUCCGACCCAUUAGACCAUUUUUAGGUGAAAGAUUAUUAUGAUAUUAUCGCCAAUCCUAUUGAUCUCCAAAAGAUACGGAAAAAAAUAAAUGAUAACAGGUAUGAACUUCGACGACAGUUUAUGACCGAUCUGGUGUUACUUUUGGAUAACGCGAAGAAAUACAACGGGCCAGUUCAUCCGAUAACAAGUGCUGCCAACCGAGUAUUUGAGCUUGCUUGUCGUCGGAUAGCGGAUCACGAACAUCGAUUGAUCGAAUUGGAGAAAGCGAUUAAUCCUUUGUUGGACGACAAUGAUAUGGUCGGCUUUUCUUAUAUUCUUGGUGAUAUUGUGCAAAGUUGUAAAAAUCUCCCAAAGAGUGCCGCAUUCCAUACAAAAGUGGAUACAAAGAAGGUUAGUUGCGCAUUGCUAGAAUUUAUGACAAAAAUUUUCAGUUACCUAAUUAUUUGGAAAGAGUUCAACGCCCUAUGGACCUAGGUACGAUCGAACAGCUAGUCAAGGAGAAGACUUAUAAGAACAUUGACACUUUCCUCACUGAUGUAAAACAAGUAAGUUGCUCCUGUUGGGGGGGCAAGUUGUGGAGCUCUUAGUUUCUGUAAUGACACAGGGACUUUUUCUAGAUCUACGACAACAGUGCUAUUUUUAACGGGCCGGAAUCUCCCUACACUCUCAAGGCGAAGGAUAUUUACGAACAUGCAAAAGCACUGAUAAUGGAAAAGGAGGUCCAUCUGUUGGAGUUACAAGGGCGGAUCGCACAAACCGAGGCCAAGGAGAGCAAUUCUAUAUCCGAUAUUGAUGAUGACGCCACCAGGGACUCCUUUAUCCAACCUAUGGACGAUUCUCAAUGUCCACCGAUGUUUCCUGAUGAGGAAUCGAUGGAUGCCUGGAGUAAUUUGGAUCUCAGCAACAGUAAGAUGAAUCAAGAAGGUCAAUUGAAUGCGGAUCUGCAACUCAGUGACACUGACUCCGAAGACGAAGGUGGUGCUCUGGCCAAAAGGAUGCGGGUUGAUGACGAUCUGGAUACUUUAUAA
This is a messenger RNA of Bursaphelenchus xylophilus (pine wood nematode), 6642 nucleotides long. Lineage: Eukaryota; Metazoa; Nematoda; Chromadorea; Rhabditida; Aphelenchoididae. The record is from the annotation of a GenBank genome assembly.